Molecule: messenger RNA, 1140 nt
Organism: Neohortaea acidophila
Lineage: Eukaryota; Fungi; Ascomycota; Dothideomycetes; Mycosphaerellales; Teratosphaeriaceae
Product: translocation protein Sec62-domain-containing protein
Exons: 1
Biological process (GO): post-translational protein targeting to membrane, translocation
Cellular component (GO): endoplasmic reticulum membrane; endoplasmic reticulum
Source: RefSeq, a predicted model, not a curated record
CCAGGGCUGCAACCUGGACAGCAGCCCUCCCCCGAACAGAUGCGUCAACUGUUAGAGGUGGAGGCGCAGAAAGCCGGCAUGACCGUCCCACAAUACGUGGAGCGACUCAAAGCACAAGCAAUGCAAGCCCGACAAGCGCAGAUGGCACAGGCACAAGCACAGCAAGGACAGCAACCCCCUCAGGGCCCGCAAGGCGCUCAGCCUGCCCAGCAACAAGUUCCCAUCCAACCUGGUCCGCCGAAGCCAGAGGCCAUCGCCCUCGCCAAGUUCCUCCAGUCACAGAAUCUCAAGUCAAGAACGUGCAUAUUCCAAGAAAAGAGAAAAGACAUGUUCAAGGUCAAACGCGCGAUUCGAGCAUUGCAUUCCGAUGCUUACGCCAAAGCACGAAAGAAGAACCCGCUUCUGCCGGAAGUGACGGACAGGGUCACAGCAGAGAAUACUUUCAAACUGUUGCCGAUGUCGCUCCUUGCUCUGCGAGUCUCCAAGAUCGACCCGCAUGAUGGACACGACCACGGGAAGAAGAAGCGAGUGAAGGGGUUGUGGACGGUGAAGGUGGAGCAGCAACAAGAAGCUCGCGAUGACUUCCACUAUGUCUGGCUGUACGAAGGACCGCAGUGGAGGAACAAGCUAUACGCCGGCGCCGCACUGUUCGUCAUCCUCGCUGUUGUCUUCUUCCCCGUCUGGCCUUACCAUCUACGAUUGGGGGUGUGGUAUCUCAGCAUGGCCAUGCUCGGCGUGCUCGGUCUGUUCUUUGCCAUGUCGAUCUUCCGUCUCAUCCUGUUCCUGGCGACCAUGUUCGCUGCGCCGCCGGGUCUAUGGCUGUUCCCAAAUCUAUUUGAGGAUGUCGGGUUCUUCGACUCCUUCAAACCUGGAUGGGCAUGGCACGAAGACGAGAAGGCGGUGAAGAAGAGGAAGAAGGCCGAGAGGGAGAAGAAGCGCGCGAAAAAGGAGGCCAAAGCGAACGGGACAGUAGGUGGAGGGGAGGAAAGUGCGGCGGAGGAGUCGGACGUUGUGGAGUCGGACAUUGCGGGCUCGGGGGCAACCACCACAACGGGUGCCGAGGGCGUGCCGGCGAAUCCACAAGCCCAGGCACAGCGGCGGAAUUUGAGCGCGAGGGUGGAGGAGGUGGACGAUGAAUGA